AUGAAGUCUCGCGAGACAGAGACGAAGACUGGGCGAGAUCAAGUCGCAGACGGAGGAAGGGAAAAAAAGUGGGUUACAGUGGGAGAUACAUCAUUACGGAUAUUCAAAUGGGUCCCGGUUACAGAGACUAAACAGAUAUACAAGCCUAAAGUGUCAGGGACUGCAGUGAGGGAACUGAAGGGCUUUCCUACAGAUGUAGUGUUGGAAAACGCCCGCUCUGUGCUGCUGGAUUUUCAGGAUGACAACAGUAACCAGAGUUUCCUAUCAGAUGCCUAUCAGUCUAAUACCAAAGUGGACAGCAGCAGCAACUCCAGUCCACAGCAUGUAAGUGAGGCAGUGAGCCCUUCCCAUGCACCCUACUUCCGUACAGAGGAUUCCCAGCCGCCCACCCUGGGACAGGAGACCAUGGAUGCCGAAAGAGAGGCAUCAACAACCAGCAGUGAGGUGACGGAUGAGCCUCCGACUCUAAUUAAAGAAGAUGUGUUGUCUCUCUCUACUCGGGAGGAAGAGGAGGUGAUUGGAGCCCCACCGCUUAAAAGAGUUUGCACUGAGCAAAACUCAACUCCCAGAUAGCACCACUACGCUGAACAUUGCAGGUCAAAAGUAUAGAAGUAUUUCUGAAAGAGACUAAAC
This is a messenger RNA of Sinocyclocheilus grahami, 633 nucleotides long. Its product is annotated as B-cell CLL/lymphoma 7 protein family member B-B-like. The coding region runs from base 1 to 573 and encodes 190 amino acids. The record is from RefSeq and is a predicted model, not a curated record. The transcript has 6 exons. Lineage: Eukaryota; Metazoa; Chordata; Actinopteri; Cypriniformes; Cyprinidae.